This is a messenger RNA of Stegodyphus dumicola, 1748 nucleotides long. RefSeq names its product hydroxyacylglutathione hydrolase, mitochondrial pseudogene. Lineage: Eukaryota; Metazoa; Arthropoda; Arachnida; Araneae; Eresidae. The record is from RefSeq and is a predicted model, not a curated record.
GUUCUCUUCAUUCUUUACUGGCGAUUUCACUCCCCCCCGCAAGCCUAAUUUCUUACCUUGCCUGCGGGCAGAAAGACGUAGAAGGCAAACCAAAUAACGUAUCAGUUUGGUUUUGGCAGGCGUAAACAAGCUUUGGCCGCAAAUUACGAGAUACCUGGGAAGAGCGAUCCUGUUUGUAAUGCUGGCGGUUGCUCUUGAUGAAGUAUGUGAAUCAUAAACAAAUUUUUCUGGUUGAAGAAGAUUGGUGUCUGCGUUUAUAGCAUUAUUCCAGGAAGCAUAAUUAAAAAAAAAAAACUGUAAUGCUAUAUUAUAUAUCAGGGUAAAAGCCAUUAAACUUUGUAAGCCGUGGAUCCAGUAUUUGAAAAUUUCAAGGGAAUGAAAAAUAAUCAUUGUUCAUUGACGAAAAGAACAUUCAUCAUUUAGGAAACGGCAUAUUUAUUCAGAUUUAAAUUUCGAAAGUGGUAGAUUUAGUUGUACUUUUAAUAACUGUUGGAAGUGGCAGAAUCUAGUUGUUGAAGUCAUUUACGGUAAUAUACUUGAGUGAUAAUAAAUGCCAGUUAAUUAUUGAAACUAGUAACAAUGAAUUUUGCUUAUGCUUUUAGACGGUUCUCUACAAAUAUUUCCCCCAAAAAGCUAUUUGUACGAUAUUAUAACAUUUCAGCUACAAGUCCUGUAAAUGAGCGAUGUGAAGUUCGUGUACUAAAUGCUUUGAAAGAUAAUUAUAUGUACAUUUUAAUGGAUAAAGAUUUAAAAAUUGCUGCCGCGGUUGAUCCUGUUGAACCAGCAAAAAUCUUAAAUACGAUUAAAGAAGAAAAUGUUGAAUUAAAAGCAGUACUUACAACUCAUCAUCAUUUUGAUCAUGCUGGAGGAAACAAAGUGAUUCAUGAUGUGCUGCCAGAUAUUCCAAUUUAUGGUGGGGAUGAUAGAAUUGAUUCAUUAACAAAAAAAUUAUCCCAUAAUGAAGAAUUUAAGAUAGGACCUAUAUUAAUCAAAUGUUUAUUAACACCAUGUCACACCAGUGGACAUGUAUGCUAUUUUAUUGAUUUGGAUAAUGAACCGAUAUGUUUUACUGGUGACACAUUAUUUAUAGCCGGUUGUGGUAGGUUUUUUGAAGGUUCUGCUAGUCAAAUGUUGCAUUCUCUGCAAUUAUUAGCUGCUUUACCUAAAUGUACCAGAGUAUAUUGUGGACAUGAAUAUACUUUAAGUAAUUUAAAAUUUUCUCUAGCAGUUGAGCCAGAUAAUACAGCAACAGUUAAUAAAAUGAAAACAGUAGAAGAAAAACUUGCCAAAUAUGAACCGUCAGUGCCAUCAACAAUAGGUGAAGAAUUGUCCUAUAACCCGUUUUUACGUGUAGACCAAGAGCAGUUACACAUAUACACAAAGAAGACAGAUCCUGUUGAUGUUAUGAGAGUACUUCGUGAUCUGAAAGACAAUUUUAAGAGUUGAUUUAUAUAUUUCAUUAUCAUGAACUCAAAACUGUAGGUUGCUUUUUCAUAUUUUGAAUAAUUUCAUUAUUUUCUUAUGUGCUGAAAACUGUAGAUUGUUUUAUUUUUGAAAGUUUCAUGUUUUGAAUAAUAAAGAAAAAAUAUAUGUAUAUUGUCAUAUUUUGAGUAAUUUCAUUAUAUUCUUAUGAUGUGCUCAAAACUGUAGAUUGUUUUAUUUUUGAAAGUUUCAUGUUUUGAAUAAUGAAGAAAAAAUAUAUGUAUAUGAUAAUUUGAGUAAUAAAGGUAGUAUUUUCAGAAUGCUAA